AUGGCGUACACUACACGACCACUCCGGCCAGGAGUAUACGUGCCACUACCAACUUUCUUCGAUGACAACCAAGAGAUUGAUUUUGACAGCUACCGGAGACAUCUCCUAGCUAUGGUCACCCGCGGCAUGGUACCAGAUUUCGAUGAGCGUCUAUCUAUUAUCCGCUUCAUCAGGGCAACUUUGGAUGGGGAAGGGCUGCACUCUACACCAAUAGUCGCUGGUGUGGGAGGGCUCAGUACCCGAGAAACUAUUAGCUUAUCCAAAGCUGCUGCAGAUGCCGGGGCAGAUGCUGGAAUGGUUAUUCUACCAGCCUACUACGCUGCAAGUCUGAACACGGACAUGGACCAAGUCAUUCAAUAUUAUGUUGAUAUUUGUGAAGCAUCGCCGAUUCCUCUAUUGUUAUACAACUUCCCUUCCAACGCUGGCGGCCAGGAUAUGUCUUCAGAAGUUAUCAGUGCAGUUAUGAAAAGAGCAACUAACUUAUGUGGAGUGAAGUUGACAUGCGGUGGGAGUAUGGGGAAGCUGAUCCGUCUUCAGGCCCUGAUCUCUGAAGAUACCACAAUAAAUGAGUCACGGAAGUACCCAUUUCUCUUGCUAGACGGCCUUAUUGCGGAUCUAACCCCCUGGAUGCAAUGUGGUGGUCAUGGCACUGUUAGCGGUAUUCCUAACUUUGUGCCAGUGGCUUCUAUGAGGCUCUGGUCACUACUGAAUUUGCCAUCAGCAACGGAGGCCGAGCGCAAGGAAGCAAAAAAGAUCCAAGGAAUUCUUGCUCGAGCUGAUGCUUCUGCAGUUCCAGGUGGUAUACGGGCCAUGAAGUAUGCAUUGAACAAGCUGCAUGGGUAUGGAAUUGCUCCACGAAAGCCAUUGCUUCCGUUGAGGGAAGCCGAAGGGGAGGAAUUCAUGAAGGUUUUGGAUGAGGCAAUGCUACUUGAGCGUGAACUAACAGAGGCAACGUCAAUCCCAUAG
This is a messenger RNA of Penicillium crustosum, 966 nucleotides long. Its product is annotated as dihydrodipicolinate synthase family protein. The transcript has 8 exons. Lineage: Eukaryota; Fungi; Ascomycota; Eurotiomycetes; Eurotiales; Aspergillaceae. Bases 1 to 966 code for a protein of 321 amino acids. The record is from RefSeq and is a predicted model, not a curated record. Gene Ontology annotation, molecular function: 4-hydroxy-tetrahydrodipicolinate synthase activity.